Molecule: messenger RNA, 840 nt
Organism: Saccharomycodes ludwigii
Lineage: Eukaryota; Fungi; Ascomycota; Saccharomycetes; Saccharomycodales; Saccharomycodaceae
Gene: MAM33
Product: Mam33p
Exons: 1
Coding region: 1-840 (279 amino acids)
Biological process (GO): cytosolic ribosome assembly
Cellular component (GO): mitochondrial matrix
Source: RefSeq, a predicted model, not a curated record
AUGUCUUUACGUUUAACUGCUGCUCGUGCUUCCAAAUUGUCCACUGUCUUAAGAACUAUUAAUUUAAACAGUUCUCGUAUCGCCGUUGCAACUAAACAUGCUAUUCCAUGUAUUACUACUGCUUCCAUCAGUGCCAGACCUUUUUCCUCUUUAAAUCAUGCUGUUUUGAAUGCACAAACCGAAAAAGUAUCCCAAGUUUUAAGUAGUGAAAUUGACUUGGAAUUAAGUGAAAAUGUUGAUUCAAACCUUCCAGAAGAAUUGUCCACAUUUUUAACCAAGUCAGGUUUCUCUAUUGUUCCAACACCAGGCAAAUCUUUAAGCGAAAUUGUUAAAGAAUCAGCUGAUGAGACAGUACAUGCCUUCUUUGAUGUUGCUCAAAUUGCCAACUUGCCAUACGAAAAUGCUGGUUUAGAUCCACAUUCCGGUGAAAAUCAACAACAGGAAACAAGUGAUCUAGACAAUGCCGAAAACGAUUCAUUUAAUGAAAAUUUUGCCAAUGUCAACGUGGUUGUCGUUAAAAAGAGUGACGAUACUGCUGUUUCUUUUGAGUUAUUGAUGAAUUUACAUGAAGGUUCGUUUUACGUCGAUAGUGUCACUCCAUACAAGAGUGCUAAGGCUGCUUUAGAUGAAAGUGCCCAAGCAGAAGUUUCUAGAGAACUAGUUUAUCAUGGCCCUCCAUUUAGCAAUUUAGAUGAAGAAUUGCAAGAAUCUUUGGAAGUUUAUUUGGAAUCCAGAGGUGUCGAUGAAAAUUUAACUACUUUUAUUAGUGCCUACUCCGAAUAUAACGAAGAAAAAGAAUAUGUUAACUGGUUAAAGACUUUAAAAAAGUUUUUCAACUAA